AUGGCGUCUUCUUCAACUUCAUCCGCUAAUAAGAGCUUUAAGUAUGAUGUAUUUUUGAGUUUCAGGGGUGAAGAUACUCGUACGAGCUUCGUUGAUCAUCUUUAUCAUGCUCUUCAGAACAAAAGCAUUCAUACUUACAAGGACGAUGAGAGAAUCAGAAAAGGGAAAAGAAUUAGUGAUGAGCUCAUCGGAUCCAUUGAAGACUCCAAAUUCUACAUUAUUGUUUUCUCCAAGAGUUAUGCCUCUUCAUCGUGGUGCUUGGAUGAACUUGUUAAGAUAAUGGAGUGUCAAAGGACUAACCAUCAUAUCGCUUACCCAGUCUUCUACAACGUGGAACCUUCGGAAGCAUGA
Messenger RNA from Lactuca sativa (garden lettuce), 351 nucleotides. Lineage: Eukaryota; Viridiplantae; Streptophyta; Magnoliopsida; Asterales; Asteraceae. The record is from RefSeq and is a predicted model, not a curated record.